AUGGCAGAAGAUCGAAGCUUGGAGGUGCGAGCAGUUGCGGCCGUCUUCCUCGCAUUGGCUACAGUGGCUACGGCUCUCCGAUGCUAUGUACGCCUGGUGAUUGUGAAGGCGUUCGGCUGGGAUGAUGUCAUCAUGUUAUUUGCGUUGGUGCGUCUUGUCCCCGUAGUUGAGCAGGAGUUUCAAGAUGUCUUUCUGACCUUUGUCGAUCUGAAACAGGCAUUCUUCGGCAUGUUUUCCGGGUGUAUGAUCGGAGGAAGCAUAUACGGGACCGGAAGGCACCUCACCGAACUUACGAAUUAUCAGAGAACAACCGCCAUGGAGUACUGGUUCUUAUGCGAUAUUGCCUACUGCAUCUCGUCCAUCCUGUGCAAGAUCUCCGUCGGCAUAUUCCUCCUGCGAGUGACCGUGGACAAACUUCAUCGCAUGGUGAUUUAUGCGGUUACCACUUUGGCGGUGGUAUUUGGAUUGAUGUUCUGGAUCCUCCUUCUCGCCCAGUGUAAACCGGUGAAGUUCUUCUGGAUGCGAUUAUCCACGGAAAACCCAGUUUCCGGGUCCUGUAUCAACAUGACCGUGGUCAUUGUGGCUCUCUAUAUCUUCAGCGCAGUGUCCUUUAUCUUUGACCUGACUGUGGGGCUUCUGCCCAUCUUCGUUGUGCGCAAUUUGCAGAUGCGCCGUGACUUAAAGUACGCCGUCGCCGGUCUGCUAGGCAUGGCUUGCAUUGCUUCCGUCGCAGUUCUGGUCCGAAUGGCAUAUGUCGAGACACUUCGGAACCCAGAUUUCCUAUGUGAGUCUUCCUUCAGUCUGUCUUGCCGUGCCUUGUUGCAUGGCCCAAGCAAUCUGACAAGAACGCCCACUGACAUGUAUCAUCUAGACGCCACUGUUGGCAUCGCAGUGUGGUCCAACAUUGAAACCGGCCUGGGAAUCUUUGCUGGUAGUCUGGCAACCCUCCGCCCUCUACUACGCAUGAUCCGUCCGGGAACCGGUCGAUCAUAUAACAAAAAUACCCCCUCGACUCCUGGAUCGCGUACAUGGCAUAACUCAUCGUUCCAGCGGAGCAACGCCCUGCCGCUGUCUUCUCUCACGACGGAAGAAGAGCGACAACAUAGGCUGAAAGGAAAUGUGCGUUCCGGUACACCCGUCGAGACUGGACCGGGGAUGUCGUCGUCGAGUGUUGGAACUGAAGAUGAUUUAUCAGAUCACGAAUUGAUCCUACCCAAGGAUUCAACAGACUACCAGUAUCAAAUCAGCGUGCGGCGUGACUUUCACAUCACGAGCAGCGAAAGCCCUGUUUGA
Molecule: messenger RNA, 1293 nt
Organism: Aspergillus bombycis
Lineage: Eukaryota; Fungi; Ascomycota; Eurotiomycetes; Eurotiales; Aspergillaceae
Product: polytopic membrane protein
Exons: 3
Coding region: 1-1293 (430 amino acids)
Source: RefSeq, a predicted model, not a curated record